Messenger RNA from Canis lupus familiaris (dog), 1091 nucleotides. RefSeq names its product mitochondrial import receptor subunit TOM6 homolog. The record is from RefSeq and is a predicted model, not a curated record. NCBI's taxonomy places the organism in Eukaryota, Metazoa, Chordata, Mammalia, Carnivora, Canidae. The coding region runs from base 269 to 493 and encodes 74 amino acids. The transcript has a single exon. Gene Ontology annotation, cellular component: mitochondrial outer membrane translocase complex; mitochondrion.
AGGCAGGCGCCAAACCGCUGCGCCACCCAGGGAUCCCCCUUUAAAAUUUUUUAAUCCUUGUUUAUGGCCCCAAAUAUGGUCUAUAUCCUAGUAGAUGUCCUGAGUACACUUGAAGAAGGUGUAUUCUGCUGCUGUUGGUUGGAGCUCUAGAAAUACCAGUUCAAGAUGGUUCAUAAUGUGGUUUGAGUCUUCCAUACCUUUAUCAUCUACUUGAUCUAACAGUUAUUGAGAAUGGGUUAUUAAAAUAUUUGGCUGUGAGGGUGCUGCUAUGGCUUCCAGCGGGGUCGGCGUGAGCACUGCUGGCACGCCAAAUGAAGCACCAGAAAUUCCAGACAACGUGGGAGAUUGGCUCUGCGGCGUCUACCGUUUCGCCGCCAACAGGAACGAUUUCCAGGGGAACUUGAUCCUCAAUUUGGGACUUUUUGCUGUGGGAGUAUGGCUGGCUAGGAAUUUGAAUGACAUUGACCUAAUGGCACCUCAGCCGGGAGUGUAGCCAAAUAGACACAUGGAACCCCCUGUGCUGUACUUGAACCUUCCAAAACCAGACUUCCAAUUUAUGACCAUCACAAGACUAGCCUUCUUGGAAGUUGAAGCUUCAAUCAGACCACCUUCCCUUCCCGAUUGCUUCAUCUUCUUGAGCCCACUCAGAACUCCAUUCUCUGGUCAGCAGUCAGGUUUCAGCCAAAGUGUUGUCCUCUGUUUUGUAAAAUUCUGUACAUAGUUCCUAAGUUUCUGCAGGGGGUGAUCUUUGCUCUUGUCCUGAGGAAUAACCUAAUGAUAUUUUAACAAAUAUUUGGAAUAAAGACAUAUACAAAGACAAAAUAAAAUAAAUAAAAUAAAAUAAUAAAGUAAAAUAAAAUAAAAUAUUUGGUUGUAACUGUAGAUGUAUUUUUCCCUGUAGUUCCAUCAGGUUUUGCUUCAUGUAUUUGGAAGCUCUUAUUUAGAUGCCUAAACAUUUGGGAUUCUUAUGUCCUCUUGAUGAAUUGAACUUUUUAUCAUUAUGAAGUGAUUUCCUUUAUGCCUGGUAUUAUUCUUUGUUCUGAAAUUUAUUUUUCUAGUAUUAAUAUAGCCAACUACUCCAGUUUUCUUAU